AUGAAUGUUUUUAGAAAUCUUGGCGUUGGGAAAAAUUUGCUUGAACAGAAAGUCCUUUCUGAAUUCUUGUCUAUGUGUGAAAAUAUAGAUAAAGCUGUUGGAGAGUGCCCUAUUGGAGAAGAUAUGGAAAUUAUCUCUCAUUUGGAUCUCUGUGUAGGCUCUAUCAUCAAUUCUUUACUUUUUGGCUAUCAAUUUCAUGGGGAAAAGACAGAAGAAUUUGUUGAAUUGAAGAAAAUAUUGAACGAAUAUAUGUAUACAAUCGGCCAACCAUCAACACAAUUUUUAAUGUCUUGGUGGCCCCAUUUAAUCAGGCAUUUACCCUAUUUUAAAGAGAUAUUUCUUGAAGUACAACGAAAAAUAAUGAGGACUUAUGCUUUUUUCAAAAAGCAAAUAGAAGAACAUGAAAAUGAUGGAGAAUAUUUGGGUGAUGAACGUUUAGAUUUUGUUAGUGAUUUUAUGCGGGAAGUUAAAUUGAGGGACGGAAAAGAAGAUUAUGACAUGGAAACACUUUAUGCCCAUUUACUAGAUUUUUGGAUUGCUGGACAAGAAACAACAACAGACACUUUAAAUUGGGGAAUAAUUCAUAUACUUCAUAAUAUGAAUGUUCAGGAUAAAUUACAUAAAGAAUUGGAUUCAGUAAUUGGAAGUAAUAGACAAAUAACGUUGGCUGAUAAAAUUGAUUUGCCGUAUUCAAAUGCUGUUGUUAAUGAAAUAAUGCGUAUAGCCAACGUUCUUCCACAAAAUUUGGCACGACGUACAGUUCAAGAUGUAAAUGUUAGAGGCCAUUUAUUACGUAAAGGAACAUCUAUACAACCUUUAAUUUCGUGUGUUUUAUAUGAUGAAAAUAUUUUCCCAAAUUCUCGACAAUUUCUUCCCGAACGUUUUCUUAAUGAAAAUGGAACACUUAAACGUUUUGAUGAAUUCAUUCCUUUUUCGAUUGGAAAAAGAUUUUGUGCUGGAGAGUCUUUGGCAAGAACUGAACUUUUUCUUAUUUUUGUUAAUCUUUUUAAUCAAUACGAGAUUAGCCCUCCAAAAUAUUCAGAGAUGCCUUCCAAACAACAAAAUUUUGGACUAAGUGUAGUACCGUUACCAUAUAAAUGCCAAAUUAGAAAAAGACUUGAUUCUCAAAAAGAAUGA
Messenger RNA from Meloidogyne enterolobii, 1137 nucleotides. NCBI's taxonomy places the organism in Eukaryota, Metazoa, Nematoda, Chromadorea, Rhabditida, Meloidogynidae. The record is from the annotation of a GenBank genome assembly.